This is a messenger RNA of Paraphaeosphaeria sporulosa, 1334 nucleotides long. Its product is annotated as NAD(P)-binding protein. The record is from RefSeq and is a predicted model, not a curated record. Lineage: Eukaryota; Fungi; Ascomycota; Dothideomycetes; Pleosporales; Didymosphaeriaceae. The transcript has 3 exons. The coding region runs from base 303 to 1274 and encodes 323 amino acids.
CCCUGACCUGCGUUCGAUCAAAGUACAUCAGGGUCCUCGGGAUUAGGGUCACUCCGUCGCCUGCGGGCAAAUGUCGCUGUUGCAUGGUUGCAAUACGAGCUUGGGUCUAGCGUCUGCCCUACUGCUGCCCUAACAACUGUAUUCAGCGGUACAACCAUGAACUGUCCUCGGAGCAUAGCCACGACUGGUAGGUAUAAAGAGAAAGCUCUCCAGGAUCAAACAAGCUCCUCAUCACACCAGCUCGUCUCAUCUUCUCAACAUAACAUACCUUUUUGCGCAUACUAGAAAUAUACCACUCCAACAUGGUAAACAAUCGCAUCAACAAGGUCGCCAUAGUCGGUGCUACAGGGCACAUAGGCUCUCAUAUUGUCGCUGAGUUGCUCAAAAAUGCCCGUCAUGAGAUCACCGCUAUCUCGCGUCAAGGCAGUAAGGCCAAAUUUCCCUCUGGCGUCAAAGUUGCUCAGGUAGACUACUCCAAGGAGGAGUCCAUCAUUGAGGCACUGUGCGGCCACGACUUCCUCAUCAUCAGCUUGAGCACGUCCGCAGCACCUGAGACUCACCCUACUAUCUGCAAAGCUGCUGUGAAGGCUGGCAUUCACUGGAUCAUGCCUAACGCCUAUGGAAUGGACAUCAACAACGUCAAGUUCAUGGAAGAAAACGUAUACGGCCCCGUCGCCAAGAAGGCCAUCGAAGACGUCAAGGCAGCAGGUGGCAGUUUCAUCAACCUCGCGUGCAGCUUCUGGUACGAGUGGUCCCUCGGCGCAGGCCUGGACUGUUAUGGCAUCGACGUCGCUGCCAAGAAAGCGAUCCUUUUCGACGACGGCACGCAGAAGAUCAAUACCAGUACGCUCACGCAGUGCGGCCGCGCUGUCUCCGCCCUCCUCAAUUUGCCCAUCACCAAAGACAACGACAAGCCCGCUCUCGAGGACUGGAAGGACAACGCAUUCUACGUCUCCAGUUUCCUGGUCAGCCAGCGCGAUAUGCUCGACUCGGUGCACAGAGUGCUAGGUGACUCGGACGAGGAGUGGGAAAUUACGUCUGAGCCUGUGGAGGAGCGCGUGAAAACGGCGCUGCAGGACAUGUACAAAGGCAACUAUAUGGGGUGGGUGCGGGCCAUGUACACAAGAUUCUUUCAUCAGAAUGGUGAUGGGAAUUUCGAGUCGAGACACGAGCUGGCGAAUGAGCGGUUGGGGUUGCCGAAGGAGGAUCUGGAUGCUGCGACGAAGUGGGCGGUGGAGAAGCAGCUGAGGGAUGGGUUCGUGUAUGAGCGGUAAACUUAGGAGAAGAAAAUAACGUGCGGGAGAUAAUGACACACCGAAUUUGGUAAAGCAGGC